AUGAGUUUCCGUACCACCGGCCCCAGACUGCUGCUGUUGGGACUCCAGCUGUUUGCCGAGGCCUGGAGCUAUAACCUGGACACGCGGCAUGCGCAGAGCUUCUUGGUGCACGCUGGAAGACACUUUGGGUACCGGGUGUUGCAGGUCGGAGAUGGGGUUGUCGUGGGAGCCCCAGGUGAGGGGAACAACACGGGAAGCCUCUAUGAGUGUCAUCCAAGCAGUCGUUCCUGCCAGCCACUCAGCCUGCAUGGUUCUAACUAUACCUCCAAAUACCUGGGAAUGACCCUAGUGACAGACGCCGCUGCCGGAAGCCUUUUGGCCUGUGAUCCUGGACUGUCUCGGACAUGCGAUCAGAACACCUACCUCAGUGGCCAGUGUUACCUCUUUCCCCAGAGUCUGGGGGGACCUAUGUUACAAGGGCGUCCUGCUUAUCAGGAAUGUAUGAAGGGCAAGGUCGACCUUGUGUUUCUGUUCGACGGCUCCAUGAGCUUGAGUCAAAAUGAGUUUGAAAAAAUCGUGGACUUCAUGAAAGACGUGAUGAGGAAACUCAGCAACACCUCCUAUCAGUUUGCUGCUGUUCAGUUUUCCACAAAGUACAGAACAGAAUUUACUUUCUCGGAUUAUGCUACAGAGAAGGACCCUGACGUUCUGCUACGCAAUGUUACACACAUGCGCCUACUGACCAAUACCUUUGGUGCCAUCAACUAUGUAGCGACAAACGUGUUCAAAGAAGAGUCUGGUGCCCGGCCAGAUGCUAGCAAGGUGCUUAUUAUCAUCACAGAUGGGGAAGCUACUGAUAAUGGGAACAUCACUGCCGCCCGACACAUCACGCGCUACAUCAUUGGGGUUGGAAGGCAUUUUAGGAACACAGAAAGUCAGCAGAGUCUUCAUAAAUUUGCCUCAGAACCCGUAAGUGAUUUUGUCAAGAUUCUAGACACAUUUGAGAAGCUCAAGGACCUGUUUGAUGAACUGCAGAAUAGGAUCUACGCAAUUGAGGGCACGAACUUACAGGACAGGACUUCCUUUUCCAUGGAACUCUCCUCCAGCGGGAUCAGCGCAGACCUCAGCAAGGGCCAUGCAGUUGUGGGAGCAGUUGGAGCCAAGGACUGGGCUGGAGGCUUUCUGGACCUCAAUGGAGACUUGCAGAAUGCCACAUUUGUUGGGAACGAACCACUGACCUCAGAUAUGAGAGACGGCUAUCUGGGUUACAGCUUGGCCUGGCUGCCCUCCCACAGCUCCGCGCCACUCCUGGCUGUGGGCGCCCCGCGAUACCAGCACGUGGGACAGGUGCUGCUCUUCCAAGCACCUCAAGCCGGAGGACACUGGAGUCAGACCCAGAAACUCGAAGGGACUCAGAUUGGAUCUUAUUUUGGUGGGGAACUAUGUAGCAUUGACUUGGACCAGGAUGGUGAGACAGAGCUAUUGCUGAUUGGGGCGCCCCUGUUCUAUGGGGAGCAGAGAGGAGGCCGAGUCUUCAUUUACCAGGGAAGAAAGGUGUUCAGCAUAGUCUCAGAGCUGCAGGGUGACCCUGGCUACCCACUUGGGCGGUUUGGAGCUGCCAUAGCUGCCCUGACAGACAUCAAUGGGGAUGGGCUGAUGGACGUGGCCGUGGGAGCCCCUCUGGAGGAGCAGGGAGCUGUGUAUAUCUUCAAUGGGCAGCCCGGAGGGCUCAAUCCACAGCCAAGCCAGAGAAUACAAGGAACCCAGGUGUCCCCAGGAAUCCGGUGGUUUGGACGCUCCAUCCAUGGGGUGAAGGACCUUGGAGGGGACAGGCUGGCAGACGUAGUUGUAGGAGCUGAGGGCCGGGUGAUUGUGCUGAGCUCGAGGCCGGUGGUGGACGUUGUCACUGAGAUGUCCUUCUCUCCAAACGAAAUCCCGGUGCAUGAGGUGGAGUGCUCCUUCUCAGCCAGUGAGGAGCAGAAGAAAGGAGUCACCCUCAAGGUGUGCUUCCAGAUCCAGGCCCUCACGCCUCAGUUUCAAGGUAGCCUGCUGGUCAACCUUAGCUACACCCUGCAGCUGGACGGCCACCGGACAAGGAGCCGAGGUCUGUUCUCGGGAGGGAGCCACAAACUCAGCGGGAACACACCUGUCACCCCCGAGAAAACCUGCAAGGACUUCCCGUUUCACUUCCCGAUCUGCAUUCAAGACCUCAUCUCCCCUAUCAAUGUCUCUCUGAAUUUCUCCCUUUUGGAGGAAGAAGGAACACUGAGGGACCAAAAGAUGGGCACAGACAUGCAGCCCAUCCUGAGACCUUCAGUACAUGCAGUGACAACGGAGAUCCCUUUUGAGAAGAACUGUGGUGAAGACAAGAAGUGCGAGGCAGACCUGGCCCUGCUGUCCCCUCCCAGUUCCAGAGUCCUGCAGCUGACUUCCUCUGCCAGCCUUGCUGUGGAGUGGACACUGAGCAACUCAGGAGAAGAUGCUUACUGGGUGCAGCUGAGCUUGGGCUUCCCCCUGGGACUCUCCUUCCGUAAGGUGGAGAUGCUUGAGCCACACAGCCAAAUACCUGUGAGCUGCCAGGAGCUGGCCGAGGAGUCGAGACUCCUGAGCAAGACACUGGCCUGCAAUGUAAGCUCUCCUAUCUUCAAAGCAGGCCGACAGGUCAGCCUCCAGGUGAUGUUCAACACACUGCUCAACAGCUCCUGGGGAGAUUUUGUUGAGCUGAAUGGCACUGUGCAUUGUGAGAAUGAGGACUCAAACCUCCUGCAGGACAAUUCAGCCGCCACCCGCAUCCCAGUCCUGUACCCUGUUAACAUCCUUAUUGAAGACCAGGAGAACUCCACACUGUACACCAGCUUCACCCCCAAAGGUCCUAAGACCCAACAAGUCCAGCACAUCUACCAGGUGAGGAUUCAGCCUUCGGCCUACGACCACAACAUGCCCACCCUGGAGGCCUUGGUUGGGGUGCCGCAGCCUCACAGUGAGAGCCCCAUUACACACACAUGGACUGUACAGAUGGAGCCUCCUGUCACUUGCCACCGUGAGGACCUGAAGAGGCCAUCUGAUGAAGCUGAUUCUUGUCUGCUUGGAAUUUUGUUCCGCUGCCCACUUGUCUUCAGGCGGGAGACCCUCAUCCAAGUGACCGGGACAGUGGAACUCUCGGAGGAGAUCAAGGCCUCCUCCACACUCAACCUCUGCAGCUCGGUCUCCAUCUCCUUCAACAGCAGCAAGCAUUUCCAUCUGUACGGCAACAAAUCCUCCACGGCUCAGGUCCUCAUGAAGGUUGACGUGGUCUACGAGAAGGAGAUGACGCACCUGUAUGUGCUCAGCAGUAUUGGGGGGCUGGUGCUACUCUCGCUGAUUUUCCUAGCGCUCUACAAGGUUGGGUUCUUCAAACGGAACCUGAAGGAGAAGAUGGAGGCCGAUGGAAGUGUCCUAAACGGAAGCCCUGGCGAAGACGCGGACCCUCUGGCAGCAUCUGGAGAAGAGACCAAAGAUCCGGGCUGCUUAGAGCCCCUCCAUGAAGGGAACAAGGAUGCUGAGGCCUAGGUCCAAUAUUCCAACAGCCCAGAACUAGACUUCAGCCACAUGACGCUGUGUACCCUAUCCUUGGCUAGUCAUGGCUGCUCCUAGCCCUAAGUUUCCCUGUUGUGAGCCUAGAGCUAUCUACAGGUGUGUGAUAAGACUCUGUGGAGGGAGGCUGGGGGCCAGAGACGAAGCCCUGUCUUUGCUAGCCUGCCUUACUGGCCCCCAGAGAGAAUCUUUGGUCUAAAUUUGGAGACACUGUCAUCUCAGGAUCCCGUUACACUCCAGCCCCGCCCCCCCAACUGCCCUCGGAUGUCCCAGCCUUCUGGAUCUGCCGCACGCUCUCUCCUGCCUAGGGUCUAGCCUGGGCUCUGCUGACAGAUUGCAAAUCCCACCUGUGCCAUUGCAUUGCUCCUGCAGGUGCCUUCUUCUUGAGUCAAAGACAAAAUUCUUGAUGAGCCUUAGAAGACAUUGCAAAAGCAGGCCCAGUGGUCCUCCCAGCCUCUGCUGGAGAUAACCUGCCCGUUUCCCACUCUCUCCUGCUGCUCUCUCCCAGUCUGCAGUCACUGCAGCCUUUCCUGUGUCCUCUUCUGCCUGGAACAUCCCUGCCUCCUCCUGUCUUGGCAAGGGAGAUUCCACACUGUGAGCGAGCAUUGCACCAGCCUGCACUUGUCUCUUGUUUCCCAGGCUGUGUUCGUCCUCUCUUUGAUGAUUUAAUUCCUGCCUCCCAGUGAGCUCCUUGAAGUUAGUGCAUCCAUAUCUAUCCUGUUCACCUUGGGGAUCUCUGGUGACAUCACAGGGUAGGGAUGUAGGAGGUGCUUGAUACAGUUUCAUUAAAUUGGUGAUGAAGGCUAUGGUAAGAGAGAAACAGGAUGGAUGAGCCCCGGACAUUGCAUCCUUGAAGCCUCUGCUUUCCAGACUCCUCCACACCCUGCUCAGUCCCCAUCUCCCACACAGAAGGAGCUCAAGGAGGCCCCUGCACAAAGUUCACGCACGGUAGUUUGAAUGAGAGAUGCCUCACAGGGCAUCUGGACACUUGGUUCCCUGCUGGAGGGACUGUCUGGGAGGUUGUGGGGAGGCGCAGCCUUGCUUGAAGAAGAGCCUUACCCCGCCUGCAGUUCUCACUCUGCUUUGUGCUUACAGCUCAUGUGCCCUCUUGUUUCCUUCUGUCUUGCCAGUUGCUGGCUGCUGUGUCUUCCCACUGUGAUAGACUCUUACCCUCUGGAAC
Molecule: messenger RNA, 4693 nt
Organism: Microtus ochrogaster (prairie vole)
Lineage: Eukaryota; Metazoa; Chordata; Mammalia; Rodentia; Cricetidae
Gene: Itgal
Product: integrin subunit alpha L
Biological process (GO): cell adhesion mediated by integrin; cell-matrix adhesion; cell-cell adhesion
Cellular component (GO): external side of plasma membrane; integrin complex
Molecular function (GO): integrin binding
Source: RefSeq, a predicted model, not a curated record